Messenger RNA from Paramormyrops kingsleyae, 4619 nucleotides. It is a transcript of the gene cables2b, whose product is annotated as Cdk5 and Abl enzyme substrate 2b. The record is from RefSeq and is a predicted model, not a curated record. Gene Ontology annotation, biological process: regulation of cell cycle. Lineage: Eukaryota; Metazoa; Chordata; Actinopteri; Osteoglossiformes; Mormyridae.
GCCGGGUAGAAUGCCUUCGGUUUGUGAUGUUUUCGUCACUUGAGGAUGGCGACUGCAGCCGUCGGCGAGCAGAGUAUUUCGGGAAAUAGUUCAGUUAAUCCUCAGAAAGACCACCUGCGGAAGAGUAAAGAUUCGCGCAGGAGACAGGCUGCUCUCCUCUUUCUUAAUAAUAUCUCACUUGACGGACGGCCUAUUUAUCACUACAGCAAUGGGGCGAAUGAUGAGAGAGAGACGGAAUUUCAAGGUUCCGAAGCCGGAGCGGCGGCAGGGAGACUCUGUGCGGCCAGCAGCUACGGGACCUUCCCCGCUCUGUCACCCUCCGUGAGCAGCGGCUCCUGUGGUACCGCACCGAGGAUCGGGGUUUUCAACGUCCCCCCGAUUCGGGUUCUGCCCACGGACUCAGAGUUUAAUGCUGUCGAAAGGGGUGAAAUGUCCCUGGAGAGGGAUCAGGGCGCCUUCUCGUCCCAGGGGAACCUUCUCUCCCCGAGUGGGCAGACUCUCCUAGGAGCUCGGAAAUCGCCGACCCUGCUCUCAGUGCAGACUUUCAAUCCGAUCACUCUGGAUUCCAGGCAAAGGUCUCGCACCCUGUCAGGCUCCACGAGGCCGAGACCCGUGAAGAAGGUGCAUUUUAUCAAGAACAUGAGGCAGUAUGACACUCGUGGGAGCAGGAUCGUGCUGAUAUGUGCCAAGCGGUCCCUGCUGGCCGCCUUUUCAGUGCUGCCGUACGGCGAGAGCUUCCACAUCAGUGAACCACAGCUGGACAUUCCAAGGCACCGGCGUUCCUCUACCACAACCCUGGAGAUGUUCCCCGGCCUGGACGGUGUGGAGCUGGGUGCAUACGGCAAGACCGUGUCCUACGCCAGGUUCCUGCACCCAACCAAUGCCUUGGUGAGACAGAAGAAUGCACCAGUAGACAUCACUAUACAAAUGGCCAGUACUCAGAAGAACUGUGCACCUUCUAGGCCCAGCAGCACCGUAGGUUUGGACAUGGGUGGGGAUGAUGUUUUGGAGUAUGACCCCAAUCUGCUGAGUGACCCCCAGUGGCCCUGCGGAAAGCACAAGCGGGUUCUCAUAUUUGCCUCUUAUAUGACAACUGUCAUAGAAUAUGUGAAACCGUCUGAUUUGAAGAAGGACAUGAAUGAGACGUUUAAGGAGAAGUUUCCGCACAUCAAGCUGACGCUGAGCAAGAUUAGAAGCCUGAAGCGAGAGAUGCGCGCCGUUAGCAACGAAUGCGGCCUGCAGCCUGUCACCGUGGCGAUGGCCUUUGUGUACUUCGAGAAGCUUGUGCUGCAAGGGCGGCUCAACAAGCAGAACCGCAAGAUGGUGUCGGCUGCAUGCGUGUUGCUGGCUGCCAAGAUCAGCAGUGACCUUCGGAAGCCUGAGGUCAAGCAGCUCAUCGAUAAACUGGAGGAGCAGUUCCGCAUCAAUCGCCGGGAGCUGAUCUCCUUUGAGUUUACAGUCCUGGUGGCCCUAGAGAUGGCGCUGUACCUUCCUGAGAGCAAAGUCAUGCCACACUAUCGUCGGCUGGCGCAGCUGCCCUGAUCGGGGGUGGGGGGGGUCGCGCCUGGCAGCGAAUGCAGACAAGGUCAGGCAAGGUCGCCAAGAAGCAGAGCGACACCCCAGAGUAGUCAGACACAAUAGGAUCUCUAAUCGAUGGGCCGCUCCAGACCUCGAACCCGGGCUCCAUCCAGCACUGCCAGCAGCUUUCAUACAAUCAAAGACAUUCCUUGUUCUUGAUAAUCAUGCUGUUUUUAUUUGCUGUCGUGUCUGUUUCUGAAAUCACAUCUGUUAAUGCUACACACAUAUGUUUCAGUUUAUGCAAUAACAGAUUUUAUUUGUUACUGCUCCACAUGCCUAAUGGUACGUGAUGUACAGCCAGGCUUCUACUACCUGGAGAUCUUGUGUCUCCAGAGUCCAGCUCUGGUAAAGAGAAUGACAACCAUUGUUUGCAGAAAUGUCCAUUUUUUCCCAGAAACAUUUCUGAAAAAAUAAAGUCUGAAAAGAAACAUUUCGUCCCCACAAUGUAAUAUAGAUAUAAUCCAUACACACGCACAUUCAUUUUCAUUUCUCUGUGGGACCAUCCAUUCAUCUGUUAAUAUCUAUGGGCAUAACCCUAGUCCCAACUAUGACAACCUUACCCAGAUCUAUUCUGAACCAAAAGUAACCAAACAAAAUAUUAGACAUUUGACAUUUUUAGUUUUUUUGAUUGCAGUCACUGAUUUUUAUAAAAUUGAGUUUCCACUUGUGGAGACCUAAGAAAUGGUCCCCACAACAUAAAAAUAACAAUCUAUUUUUGGAUUGUGACAUUUAGUCAUGUAUAUACACAUAUACACUACUGGCCAACAUUGUGGAAACACUUCCAGUUUUUAGAGACUGCAGAACUUUAUUCAACUAUUGCUCAAGUUACUUAUUUAAUCAUCCCGUGUAUGGUAUUUGUAACAUUCUGUGAUUGUUUAUAAACAUUACUGCCAAUAUUUGUGUAGUAAUUUUUAAAGCGUAAUGCCAAAAAUGCUAGGUGUGACCACACAUACACACAUUUUCCCGGUAUGGUCGUAUAAUUUUAUCAAGAAGUAUACAGUUAUAUGUUUGUUAAUUAAUAUUUCAAAAGGGAGAGUUAUCCAAUGUUUCAAGUAAUUCUGGCUUUUGGAGGCCCUUGCUGUGUUUAUUUAUUUUCCUUAUGUUAGUCUCUUUAUAUACAAUUAUUUAUGCUUUUGUCAAUGUUUUGUAUAUUAUUUAUUGCAGUUCAUCAUCAUUUGUAGGUGUCACUAUUUAACCUUUAGCUUUAUUUUAUGCACGUUCUGUUUAUGUGCAUCUUCGUUCUUCCAGCAGCACUGAGGUGGCCGUCACGUCGGGCGAAGCUCUCUAUGUUAGAGGAGGCCUUUUUAUCCCUUAUCAGCACAUUUUUGGUGCUAAUCUACUGCAUCUUUCAGUUCUCUUCCUUUAACACCCCCCCCCCCAGUUUGUGAACAUGCCAUUGUAUCACCCUUAAACCUGAACAUUUAUUAAUUGUAUUUUAGUAGUCAGGUUAAAGGGAGCACAAACAUUUCAGUUUCAUUACUGCGGUGAAUUUCAUGUGUUCAUAGUAAAAAAGGGAUCACGUGGAUUAAAUUUUUUUUUCAUAAAGCCAUAUACAGUUGUUUCCUAGGUGACACAAAAACUGUUGGUUGACUGUGGAGAAAAUUGCACAACAUAUGACACAAGUUGAUUUGUGUACAUUUUCCAUGACCAAGCAGCCAUCCUGUCACGUUUGAUGAGUGUUAGAAGAGUUUUCCUUUUAAAUUCUAAUCCUCAUUUUUUCUGCAUUUGAAAAACGAGAUAAUUACACAAUUCCUGUACUGUGAUGAUGUGAGGUUACAUGUUAGUUUCCUUUAAACUCAUGAUUUAAUGGGGGAAAAAUCUUUCACUGUUACCUGUGUCACUUCUUUUCAUUUCUCUCACAUUUAAAUACAUGGAACUAAAUAUUGCGCAAUAGUAUAGCUAGCGCCACCUUGUGGUGAUAACUGCAAUAAGCAACUCGAUAACGUGAUGGUUGGAGGAAAUUGUUCCGUAGUUCAGUCAACCAUUGUGUUUAUUUUCCCUCAGGAAAUAUUAUCAUUCACCACAAAGAGUGUAUUUUACUAAGCUGCACAAGGUCUGAUUAGUAAAUGAUUUAUGGUUGUGAGAACAGUGCUACUUCCUUAAUUAUCAGUAGAGGUGGAUUUAAUUACUGCUGCAUUAUAUAAAUAAUUAUAGCACCUGGAAACUUUCUGUCUAUAUUAGAUAUUCCCUCCGGGAUGGAGGAAUAUCUAAUAGAGAAUUUUUUUUCUUAAGCGAGGUGUCCAGUGUAUCACAAAAUUUGGAUCAGCUAUGGCCAGGAUAUGUUUAUAUUUGUAGUUUUUUUGUUUAAGAUUUUGGAUUUUUCUUAUUUAAGAGAACACUCAAAUCGUACCAGUAACUCAUGCUGGAGGAUUUUGAUGAUGGUAAUUCGGACAAGGCCGAAAUAACUUCUGCAUUUAUUUUCUGCAGAUUUGAAUGGCACAUUGUCAACAUGUACAGACACACUGACAGUGCAUUCCGUUACAAAGUGCCUGAAACAGAAGGUAUUGAUUCACCUUUUGAACUGAUUUGGUCCGAAACACUUCUCAUUUGUUCAUCGGUAGUGACCGUAACGAAGCAGCACACUGCAUAUGCAUAUGUGACACUGUGACUUUUAAUGACAAAAGCUUUGGCAUUGUGGUGACCAUGGUGCUUCCAAUACUAAUAUAAUACUGGGUAGGUGGAAAUUGAAAAGCUGUAAAUGAUUUUUCCUUGUAGCAUGGGUUUAAAUUUAAACAAAAAUCUCUUUUCAAGUUUAACUAUCAACCCUGCUUUUGUGGCAAGUAUAUAAUUUUUAAAUGCUGGUAAAAGGAAAAUUAUAAGGUGUAUUAAAAAUGUUGUUGACGAGUAAUCGGCCCACUGCUCAUUUUAACUAAAGAUUUAGCCCUUUCCCUUUGUGUAUUACUGUGCUUUAAGUGGGUGAUUACGUCAUGUAUCUUUAAUGCGCCGUGACUUACAUUUUUUCUCUGUAUAACAGUUUGAUUUAGAUCAUUGUAUUAGUUUGAAUGACUUUUUGAGGCAAAAUAUAUUUUUCUGAUUAUUGA